Molecule: messenger RNA, 1140 nt
Organism: Salvelinus namaycush (lake trout)
Lineage: Eukaryota; Metazoa; Chordata; Actinopteri; Salmoniformes; Salmonidae
Product: tubulin alpha-8 chain-like
Exons: 2
Coding region: 1-1140 (379 amino acids)
Biological process (GO): microtubule cytoskeleton organization; mitotic cell cycle
Cellular component (GO): microtubule; cytoplasm
Molecular function (GO): GTP binding; structural constituent of cytoskeleton
Source: RefSeq, a predicted model, not a curated record
AUGUAUGUCAUUGAUUUUGUUGUAGAUGAGAUCAGGAACGGCCACUACCGUCAGCUGUAUCACCCUGAACAACUCAUCAGUGGCAAGGAAGACGCUGCCAAUAACUACGCUCGUGGCCAUUACACCAUCGGCAAGGAGAUUGUGGACUCUGUCAUGGACAGGAUGCGCAAAAUGGCUGACCAAUGCACUGGACUACAAGGGUUCCUCAUCUUCCAUAGUUUUGGAGGAGGGACCGGCUCUGGCUUUGGGGCCCUGUUGAUGGAAUGCCUGUCUGUGGAUUACGGCAAGAAGUCUAAACUAGAGUUCUCAGUUUACCCUGCUCCCCAGGUGUCCACAGCAGUGGUGGAGCCCUACAACUCCAUCCUGACCACCCACACCACCCUGGAGCACUCUGACUGCUCUUUCAUGGUGGACAACGAGGCCAUCUUUGACAUCUGCAAGCGUAACCUGGGAGUGGAGCGGCCAUCUUACACCAACCUGAACCGCCUCAUUGCCCAGAUUGUCUCUUCCAUCACAGCCUCCCUGCGCUUCGAUGGAGCUCUCAACGUAGACCUGACAGAGUUCCAGACCAACCUUGUGCCUUACCCCCGUAUCCACUUUCCCCUGGUCACCUACGCUCCCAUCAUCUCAGCAGAAAAGGCCUACCACGAGCAGCUCUCUGUCCCUGAGAUCACCAACGCCUGCUUUGAGCCGGCUAACCAGAUGGUGAAGUGUGAUCCCAGACGCGGCAAGUACAUGGCCUGCUGCUUGCUGUACCGUGGCGACGUGGUUCCCAAAGAUGUCAACGCAGCCAUCGCCAGCAUCAAGACCCGGCGCAACAUCGAGUUUGUGGAUUGGUGUCCCACUGGGUUCAAGGUGGGUAUUAACUACCAGCCCCCUACGGUGGUUCCUGGAGGAGACCAGGCCAAGGUCCAGAGGGCUGUGUGUAUGCUGAGUAAUACCACAGCCAUCGCUGAGGCUUGGAGUCGUCUGGACCACAAGUUUGACCUGAUGUAUGCCAAGAGAGCCUUCGUGCACUGGUAUGUAGGUGAGGGCAUGGAGGAGGGGGAGUUCUCUGAGGCCAGAGAGGAUAUGGCUGCUCUGGAGAAGGACUAUGAGGAGGUGGGGGCGGACUCUGGGGACGCCUGUGAGGAUGAAUAA